AAGACUAAAAAUCCUAAUUGGGUUUCACGCCUGCCACUUUCCGCCGCUAAAUCGAAGGGAAGGCCAGAAGGGAAUCGAGCAGCUCCUUCCCGUCGAUGGAUUAGGGUUUUAAUGCUUCUUCUACAUCAAUUCAAUUCAAUUCAUUUCAGGAGUUUACUCUUAUUUCACUUGCUGAAAAUUUGGUCGUUAGGCUUGGAUAUGGAUUUAGAGACGGAGAAUAGAAUAGCUGCCAUUCUUUUGAAGGAGGCGGCAGAAUUACGUCGGCAAGCUCAGAGGGAAGGUGCUCUUGCCUAUCUUGGCAAGCCAACUGUAAGGAGUAGGCCUAACUCUCGCUUCCUUACAGCAACUGUCCGUGGAGUACAACAAGCCAAUCGUGCCGUGGAAGUAAAUGAGAUGUGGCGACUGAGGGAGAAACAAAUAGAGCUCGACAACAGGCUUAAAGGAAGCAGAGAUAUUUCAAAAUCUCAUAGGGAUAGUAACCAUAGGGACAACAAUGACUCGGAAAGGAGUGGCGCAAGCACUUCUAUUUCAUCGAAAAAAAGAGAUGUUCCAGAUUUCCGUACAAUUGAGGAUGGAGGGUUGGGAGACGACGAAGUUGAGGAAUUUCUACUGUCAAGAACAAAGAGAGGGAGGGGCGCAGUUGGAUCGAGGAUGGAUGAAACAGGUCCGUACCUUUCGAUUCCUCGUGAUUCUGAAAUAAAUGCAUCGGACGAGGAGGUGAGAAGACCUCGGGUUUUACUUGGGCCGGAGAAGCCUCGAAUGUUAGAAUCUAGGGAAUGGUCGGAGGAUGAAUGUAGCCGAGAUGAGAGAAAAAGCGCGAAGGCGCAUUCGAGCAAACGGCACUUGAAGAAGCACAAGAAAUCGGAGGAGAAGAAGAAGAGAAAGAAGAAGAAAGGGAAACAUAGGAAGCGUGAUGAAUCAAGUGUUUGAUUGAUCGAUCAAUGGUUUCUCAGUAGAAAUGUUUGAAUGUUUUUCUUCUUUUUUUUUCUUUUUUUUUUUUUUUUUUUAAUUGUUGUGCUUUUUAGUUUUGUUGAUUCUUUUUAGCUAAAAUGGUAUAAUUAGUUGUGAC
Andrographis paniculata is the source of this 1069-nucleotide messenger RNA. RefSeq lists its product as uncharacterized. Lineage: Eukaryota; Viridiplantae; Streptophyta; Magnoliopsida; Lamiales; Acanthaceae. Bases 112 to 930 code for a protein of 272 amino acids. The record is from RefSeq and is a predicted model, not a curated record. The transcript has 4 exons.